Messenger RNA from Protopterus annectens (West African lungfish), 1682 nucleotides. Its product is annotated as tubulin beta-2B chain. The record is from RefSeq and is a predicted model, not a curated record. Bases 110 to 1447 code for a protein of 445 amino acids. Gene Ontology annotation, biological process: microtubule cytoskeleton organization; mitotic cell cycle. The transcript has 4 exons. Gene Ontology annotation, molecular function: structural constituent of cytoskeleton; GTPase activity; GTP binding. Lineage: Eukaryota; Metazoa; Chordata; Ceratodontiformes; Protopteridae. Gene Ontology annotation, cellular component: microtubule; cytoplasm.
AAAUGCGCUCGUAAGCUGCUAGCUGGAGAGCUGACAAGAAUCGGGGUAGUUAUAACUUUCCAUAGACGUAGCCAGGCACCCGGAGCCAGCUAGACGCGUCCUAAGCAUCAUGCGAGAGAUCGUGCACAUCCAAGCAGGUCAAUGUGGCAAUCAGAUUGGAGCCAAGUUUUGGGAAGUGAUUAGUGACGAACACGGCAUCGAUCCAACAGGCAGUUAUCAUGGCGACAGCGAUUUACAGCUGGAAAGAAUAAAUGUGUACUACAACGAAGCCUCUGGUGGUAAAUAUGUACCCAGAGCCAUCCUUGUUGACUUGGAGCCUGGAACCAUGGAUUCUGUUAGAUCAGGUCCAUUUGGGCAGAUUUUCAGACCAGACAAUUAUGUAUUUGGCCAAAGUGGUGCAGGAAACAACUGGGCAAAAGGUCACUACACUGAGGGAGCAGAAUUAGUGGACUCGGUGCUGGAUGUAGUAAGGAAAGAAUCUGAAAGCUGUGAUUGCCUGCAGGGCUUCCAGCUAACCCAUUCUCUUGGAGGUGGCACUGGCUCUGGAAUGGGAACGCUCCUCAUCAGCAAAAUCAGAGAGGAGUAUCCCGAUCGUAUUAUGAAUACCUUCAGUGUUAUGCCAUCUCCUAAGGUCUCUGAUACAGUAGUAGAACCAUACAAUGCAACCCUUUCUGUUCAUCAGCUGGUAGAGAAUACAGAUGAAACUUACUGCAUUGACAAUGAAGCACUGUAUGAUAUCUGCUUCCGUACACUGAAACUUACAACACCAACCUAUGGGGACCUCAACCACUUAGUGUCUGCUACCAUGAGUGGUGUAACAACCUGUCUUCGCUUCCCUGGCCAGCUGAAUGCAGAUCUUCGGAAGUUGGCAGUUAACAUGGUGCCUUUCCCUCGUCUGCAUUUCUUUAUGCCAGGUUUUGCACCCUUAACCAGUCGUGGCAGUCAGCAGUACCGUGCUCUGACUGUGCCAGAGUUAACACAACAGAUGUUUGAUGCCAAAAACAUGAUGGCUGCCUGUGAUCCACGCCAUGGCCGUUACCUUACAGUAGCAGCCAUAUUCCGUGGUAGAAUGUCUAUGAAAGAAGUGGAUGAGCAGAUGCUCAAUGUUCAGAAUAAGAACAGUAGUUACUUUGUUGAAUGGAUCCCCAACAAUGUGAAAACAGCUGUUUGUGACAUUCCACCAAGGGGCCUCAAAAUGUCUGCCACCUUUAUUGGUAACAGCACAGCCAUUCAAGAGCUAUUCAAAAGAAUCUCUGAGCAGUUCACUGCUAUGUUUCGACGCAAAGCUUUCUUGCACUGGUACACUGGUGAAGGCAUGGAUGAAAUGGAAUUUACUGAAGCAGAGAGCAACAUGAAUGAUCUUGUAUCUGAGUACCAACAGUACCAAGAUGCCACUGCUGAUGAACAGGGCGAGUUUGAAGAGGAGGAAGGUGAAGAAGAGCCGUAAUCUCACUCAUGAGUUUCCAGACAUCUUCACUGUUGCCAUCUUAUUUUUUUUAAUAUAUUCCAUGCCAGUCAAGCUACACAGAUUGUUUGUUCACAUUUUUAUACUUCAGUAUUCAGUUUUUCUAACACUAAAAUGUAAACGUAACCCAAAUUGUGCAACACGUCUUACAUUAUUGAAAUGCCAAAAGUUCAUUUCUGCUUAUUACUGGCUGAAAACAUAAAUGGUUUUCAUGAUC